AUGCGUCUCUGGUGGCUUAAGAUUGUAGUGGCGCUCUUAUCUAGCUGGGCUCUUAUUUCGUUGACAUGGGGCUCUUUUGUUAUAGAAGACUACGACGGUCUUAAAAUCGGGCUGAAGGCGUUGAGAAGUGAGGAAGAGGUCUCAUGGUUGUACGAUGAGUGGCAAUUGACGGUCGACAGGACGUAUGAGGAACCUGGGGAGAGAGAAAGGAGGUACGAGAUCUUCAAAGAUAACCUUCGUUUCAUUGACGAACACAAUCAUCCCAAGAACAACCACACUUACACCCUCGGCCUCAAUGAGUUGGCCGAUCUCUCUUACGAAGAGUACCAAGCCAAGUACCUCGUCCCUUGGAUGGGCGAGGACCCACUCUUUUCUUCUGGGCGUGACGAGCUUGCUGCCGAAGAGCUCAACGAUGGAGACCUGGAACAAAUACCCGAUUCCAAAGAUUGGCGGAUGAGUGGUUCGGUCAGCCCUGUUGUCAACCAAGGAUCCUGCGGUAAGUUGAUUUUCUUUUUCUUUUCCUCUCUCACUUGUGCAGCUGUGAACUUGUCUAGGCCUUCAAGAAGACUGGCUUGCCGUCUGACGGUAGCCAUGCUAAAACACGAGAUAUCACACGAAAUCCACACAUUAAAUAUCAUCUACUUCAGGCUUACGCAUACUAACUGUGAUAAAAGGGAGUUGCUGGGCUUGGGCUGCGGCUGGAGCUGUGGAGGGACUUCAUCACAUUCGUACAGGACAAAUGAUAAGAGUUUCCGCCCAGCAGCUUGUUGAUUGCGUGAAAAUGUGCCGGGGUUGCGAUGGAGGGAGGGCGACAAGAGCCAUGGACUAUAUUAGAAAGAAUGGCGGCGUCGAUUCCUUGGAAAAUUACCCCUACACCGGAAAAGAUGGCGUCUGCAGAAACAACAGAGUGAUACAGCUGAAUACUUGCCUACUCUUAAUUCUAACUUGUCCGAUUUUUUUUACAUCGGGGCGCCACUUGUCUUUCAAAUAUAACUCCUCUCUCUAUCAUAUCCUUUAAGGCUAAACUCGUCUCGAUUGAUGAGUGGAGACAAAUCAUCCCGAUUGCUGGUGAAAUGGAACUAAAACGGAUAGUCGCUAGGCAGCCAGUCGCGAUUUCGACAGAUGCAGAGGCGAGGGAGUUUCAAUUGUACAAAGGGGUAAGAAAUACUGCGUACUACAGAUCUUUACAAACCCAGAUGAAUAAUUCAACUGUCGAUGCAUAGUAUAUUUGACACAAUGAGUAUAGGAAUUUAUUCACGAAACUGUUGUUUACACAAGUAUUAAAAUACGAUUCUUUCUAGGGGAAGAUAAUUUCCGGGCGCCUGGAAAUGAAUGAGAAUGCAAGACCCUUUUACCAACUAUAAAUGUUGCAUUAGACGUUUUUUAUUAUUGUAUUAGUAUCCCAUUGAUCAAAGAAUAUUGUCUAAAUGUAUUAAUAUCAUAACUACCAGGAAGGUUAGUGUUGUUUUAACUUCUGUGACAGGAAUGCAUGCUAAUAAUUUGACCAAAUUUAUGUAUUUAUAUAGAAUGACGUUCAUCUAUGUUUAUAUCUGAUGUUCUUAGAUUGUAUUUAUUCAAUGAUUAAGAUUUUGAUUGAACAUGAGUACAUAAAAAAAUCUUAAGAUUAGGUUUCUCAAAUUGAUGUGGGAUUGUUUUCAUGGAUUGCCUGAAUUAUUAGAGGAGAUAAAUUGAGUUUAGUCUCUUUUUUUAUGUCAUUUUAAAUAUGUAAUAUAUAACAAUGUGUGAAAGCUUUUGACAAUCUUAUUAAUGAGGGUAUGGAACUAUCCUUUUGUCUUUUCUAUUUUCCUUGGAACAAAAAAAAUGCUAGGUAAUUGGUGAAAGAUUCCUUUUUUGAAUUUGAUGGGCCUACCAAUAACAUUGUCUAUCAUAAGGUGCUUCAGUAGAUGCUAACAAUCCAGAAUUAAAUGUCAGUAUUAUAGAAUUUAGUUGAACCCCCUUUCUAACGUGGAUUGUUGUAACUUAAACAUCAAGAUGUAAAAUUGACGAAAUGUAGUCUUCAGUGAUAUAAUAGUAUCAUGGCAAGGAUUCAUUAAACUCAAAACUUUAUGGGAUUCAAUGGGCUAACAAUCAGUCACAUAGUGUGUCCUCAUUAGUGUCAUUGCACAAAAAAAUUGUCUUAUGUAAAUUAUAUCAAAUAUGGAACUUGACUAGCAAUGAAAUGAGGUGCAUGCACACUUUUUUGACUCCAAAGAGUUUUAUUUUACAUUUUACAUUAUUAUGAUAAUAAUUAUAUUUUUUUAUGACUUGAAUGGAUAGCUUGAUAUUGUAUUGGAUCCUUCUAUGGUACACAAAUGAAUAAUUGUUUUCAAAAUAACAAUAUCAUAUGCCCUUAUUUUAAAAUGUACAUGAUGAAAUAUGUUUUUCAAUAUAAAAUUUCAUAAAUAAAUAACAAGUCUUCCUGUAUCUAUUAGAUAUAAAAAAAAUUGAAAUGUAGUUUCUAAUGGUUUAUGUUUUAUCUAGUGUUAUUCCUUUUUUUUGUUAACUAUAUUCUACAUUGUAAAUGUAGAUAAAAGGAAAAUGUGAAAAAUUUUCUUCCUAUGCAGGGCAUAUUCAAUGGCAAGUGUCAGAUAAAGACAAAUCAUGCCAUGGUUGUUAUAGGAUAUGGUUCUGAGAAUGGCCAAGACUAUUGGUUAAUCAAAAAUACUUGGGGCUUUAAUUGGGGAGAACAUGGAUAUGUGAAAAUGGCACGCAACAUCAAUAGCAAAAAAGGAUUGUGUGGUCUUAUGACUCAUGCUGUAUAUCCGAUAAUAUCGUAA
This is a messenger RNA of Spirodela intermedia, 2777 nucleotides long. The record is from the annotation of a GenBank genome assembly. Lineage: Eukaryota; Viridiplantae; Streptophyta; Magnoliopsida; Alismatales; Araceae.